Saprolegnia parasitica CBS 223.65 is the source of this 354-nucleotide messenger RNA. RefSeq lists its product as hypothetical. The transcript has a single exon. Lineage: Eukaryota; Oomycota; Saprolegniomycetes; Saprolegniales; Saprolegniaceae. Bases 1 to 336 code for a protein of 111 amino acids. The record is from RefSeq and is a predicted model, not a curated record.
AUGUCGUCGGUCCAAGAACUGCAUUUUCCUUCCGAAGCCGCCUUCCGCACCGAAAUCACCCUCGACAAGUACAAGGACCGCUUGGUCGUUGUCGACUUUAGCGCCGUGUGGUGCCCGCCGUGCCAGUACAUCAAGCCCAUCUUCCGCGACUUUGCCAAAGACCUCUCGGAAGCAGCGUUCAUCGAAGUCGACGUCGACGAGAGCGACGAGCUGUCGGCGGCCGUCGGUAUCCGUGCAAUGCCGACGUUCCAGUUCUAUCGCAACGGCAAGAAGAUCGAUACGAUGACGGGCGCCGACCCCGCGGGCCUCAAGCGGCUGCUCAAUCAGCACAAGUAAAUCGCAAUGUAAUCAAUU